Messenger RNA from Lotus japonicus, 1814 nucleotides. Its product is annotated as probable protein S-acyltransferase 7. Gene Ontology annotation, cellular component: Golgi apparatus; endoplasmic reticulum. Lineage: Eukaryota; Viridiplantae; Streptophyta; Magnoliopsida; Fabales; Fabaceae. Gene Ontology annotation, biological process: protein targeting to membrane; peptidyl-L-cysteine S-palmitoylation. The record is from RefSeq and is a predicted model, not a curated record. The coding region runs from base 127 to 1383 and encodes 418 amino acids. Gene Ontology annotation, molecular function: protein-cysteine S-palmitoyltransferase activity. The transcript has 5 exons.
AGUUUUGACCAGCGAAGCAAUGAAAUGCAAAUGGGGGGUGGUUGUGGUUGUUGUUGUUGUUGUUGAUUCAGUCUUAAUUAAUUUCCCCAUUACUACUUUCAUUCUCUUCUUCCUCCGGUGAAUGCAAUGCCGCCGCAACCGCAACCACAACCACCGCCGUCUAAUUCAGAUUCCGACGCUUCUUCCUUGAUCAGAACUUACCGCGCCUGGAAAGGCCAUAACGUAUUUUUGCUUCGAGGGAGGCUUAUAUUUGGACCCGAUGUGAAAUCGAUAUUUAUUUCGCUAUUUCUUAUUAUUACCCCUGUUGCUGUGUUCUGCGCUUUUGUGGCAAGGAAACUGGUAGAUGACUUUCCUCAUCACUCCGGAUGGUCGAUACUGGUCAUAGUUAUUGCUCACACGCUGUUUGUUCUGAUCGCUCUUCUCCUGACUUCAGGAAGAGAUCCAGGCAUAGUACCUCGUAAUGCACAUCCUCCGCAGCCAGAUGACCAUGAUGCUGCUGCCAAUAUCAACAAUGGACUAAGUCCACGGGGACGUUUACCACGGACGAAGGAUGUCAUUGUCAAUGGCAUCACUGUGAAAAUCAAAUAUUGUGAUACUUGCAUGCUCUAUAGACCCCUCCGUUGUUCUCAUUGUUCUGUAUGUGAUAACUGCGUGGAGCGAUUUGAUCACCACUGCCCAUGGGUGGGGCAGUGUAUUGGAUUGCGAAAUUACCGGUUCUACUACAUAUUUGUCUUCUCUGCAACUCUUCUUUGCUUAUAUAUACAUGGCUUUUGCUGGGUCUACAUCACGAGGAUCAAGAACUCGGAGGAAAUAUCAAUUUGGAAAGCAAUGACCAAAACUCCUGCAUCUAUUGUUCUAAUAAUCUACAGUUUCGUUUGUGUCUGGUUUGUUGGAGGCCUCACUGCUUUCCACACGUAUCUCAUCAGCACUAACCAGUCUACUUAUGAAAACUUUAGAUACCGGUACGAUCGACAAGUCAACCCAUACAACAGAGGGAUAGUUAACAACUUCAAAGAAGUGUUCUGCACUAGAAUUCCUCCAUCUAAGAACAAAUUCAGGUCCAAGAUUCCAAAGGAGCUACCAGAUGCAUCUCAAGGAGUUGGUGCUCGGACCCUGAGUCCUCUGAUGAGAAAAUCCACAGGGAACAUGGAAUUAGUAGGGAGGAGAGUUUAUAUUGAUGAGCCUAACGAUGAUGAUACCAGAGAUGUGUUUAGCAAUGAGGAACAUAGCAGCAAGGAUAGUGGGGAGAGACAAGAUAUUUGGUAUCUUCACCAAAAAUCAGACAUAAUUCCUGAAGUCCAUGACAGAGUACAUGAAGUUGGGGAAUCAAAUUGUGCUGCUAGUGAAAGUAGUAGUGGGCCUAAUGGGAACACAACUACAUAGUGCAUACUGCAUAGUCUCAGCAUGUCAGAAUAUAUUAAAAGUUCAGACGAGUAACAAUGGGCAAAAGAAAGUUUUUUUUUUUUUUUUUUUUUUUAAUUUUUUGGGUUAAAGUUCGAUUUGAUAGGGAAGUAAUGCUUGUGUUUUUUACCUUUGUUAAUUCUGGAGCGUGGUUGGAUUUUGCUUCACCGAUUCUAAGAUCGUCUUAUGGGGAAUGUGGUGAUGAAUUUGUGUACAGCAGAAGAAAAAAAGAAUUUAUAGAAAAUUAUUGAAUCUGUACAUCGCACCUUCUAUAUUUUCAUUUGCUUUUCCUUUGUUCCCGAAGGAUAGCUCAAGUAGUAAGAACUGAUGGACACAUGAGUUGGGGAGGGGUAAGUUCAUGGGUUUGUAAUUUAUCUUUUACGAUGUACUAAAACAAAAUUGUUUUUCAUUUA